UUACUUUGACUUUGACACUGUUGACAACAACUACGAAUGAGGUUUUAUAAAUUUAUAUUCAACGAUUUUGUGGAUAUAAGAAAUAAUUGUUUGUUGUAAAGUUGAAUUCUUAUUUUUUGUAACGCCAUAACAAAAUUCAAGUACUAUGAUGAACUCUUCCUCUAAAGAAUCGCCUCAACAGAAAAGAAAUGCUAAUGAAUCCAAAAACAUCACUACAAUUUUGCCUCCAGAAAUAACCUCAACUCCAUUUAUUUCCAAUAAAACUAAAGUUGCUAGUCCCCUUAUCACACCAACAAGAAAGUUUUUAGGACCCAGACGGUAUGCAUUAUCAAAUAAUGGAAUGUUAAAUCCUAUAAGAGUUAUAAAGGAUCCGCCCGGACCUUUAUUGGCAUCUACUACUUAUAAUGUUAAUGUGAGUACUUACAUAGAUACCAAGAGCCCAGGUUUGGCUGGAAGACUUGUGCAAUACAAUGAAGAAUCUUCUCAAAAACAACAAAAUACCCACCAAGAGAGAUAUGGAAGUCCAGGUCUUUUUCCUAUUGUUCAUCUUUUCAAGAAGUCAGUUCCAGUUAUUUCACCCAAACUGAAAAAAGGGACUAUUCGAAUUGGAACUCCAGAGUCGAGAGGAUAUUAUUCUCAAGAGCAUAACAGAUCUUUAUUAGAGGGUAUUGUCCGAAAUAACUCAAUUUUAAAAGAACAGAACAAUAGUAAUGAAGUUAGUACUAGAAGUGUUCUAGACGCUUUAAAAGAGAUAUCGAGAAAGAGAAUUCAUUCCAAUGAGGACUAUGAUCCCAUAGAUGACAACAAUAAGAAGUUUAGGAAAGCAAAUGGAGAUGGAGAUUAUUCAAAACGAAAUAGGGUAGAGUCCCCGCCUUCAGAUAAGACAAGUUCCCCAACCACUCAGGCUAAAAAGAGGUUAUGUACAAUUGAUGCUGUUCUUGCCUCUAAAACUUCCAGUAUGUAUACAAGUUAUGACAUGGGCAAUAAAAGGAAAACAUUUGAGGACUCCCAUAAUAGAAUACUUCCUGUAAAUAAGAAAAAGUAUACAAAUGUUGAAACUCAAACUUCCGGAACUCCAGUUAUAGUAAGAGAGUUGAAGCGUACUUCAGUAAUAAAAGAAAAUGAUAAUAAAAAGAGUGAAGAGCCGGUUGAAACUACUGAAGUUGUGGAUGAAAUAACUUCUCCUAAGCCAGUUUUAAAAGUUUUGGAUGACAAACCAUUAGAAGUUAUUCGUAAGAAUAGAUUGGGGGCUCUUCUCAGUGCUUUAAGUGGACGUGAGAUUCCUUCAAUACCCAUGGAGGAUCGACGAAAAGCUUUGGAUCAAGAUUGGCCUAAACAAGACUCUGAGAAAGCAUUGGUUUCUAUUUUAUCACCACCAAACAAACAAACAAAAGCAGUUGAUAAACAUGUUACUUUCGAUUUAUCUAAAAACACAAAAUUAGCCCAAUCCGAUAGUUCGACUAAUACUUCUUCGAUAUCUUCCCAGACUGACAAAAACGAAAAGGAAGUUGAUACCAAAACAGAACAAAGUAAAAGUUUCCCCCUAAGAUCAACUGAGAAUAAUACCAUAGAAAAAGAAAAACAAUCCAUGACUUCUAUUCAAACAUUAAAUGAAAAUGUUUUGAAUAGAACUCCUUCAAGUAACAAACUCGACAAUAGUGUAGAAGAUAAGAAAGGAGAAAAAGAGAAAAUUGUUGGAGGUUUCAAAUUCGAUUUAAAUAAAUCGAGCAACUCAAAAAGCAGUAUUCCUAGUAUUCCACAAGUGCAAAAGAGUGCAGAAGAGAGCAAGACAGAUUCAGAAAAUACAACUAAAACAAAUUUUGCUUCACCUACAUCUGCUUCUUUAGGUUUUAAACCCAUGUUUGGAACAUCACCUUUCAAGUUGGAGGAUGGAAAAACAAAACCAACUGCUGAGAAUUCAUUCACCAAGAGUUUUUCAUCUCCUACAACUAACUCACUUGGACUCCCUAGUUCUUUACCUAUAAAUACAAGCUCUAGUAGUAAUUUCUCAUUUGCAACUAAAUCAGUUAACGAAGGAAUUUCAGUUUCAUCAAAUGUAAGUGGUAAGACUAAUGCAGUUUUUGCUUUUGGGAAGACACCAACAUCUCAAAGUGGAUCAGAAACUUCUACUUUAACUGCGUCUCCGAGUACUUCAAUGGCUGCACCUUCAGGUAAAACUGAUGGCCCUAGUUUUAAUUCUAGCCCUUUUGGAUCAAAAAUUGAAAGUAUUACUCCAUCAUUUGCAUUUGGCGGAAAUGCAAAUAAUGUUAGUUCAAAUCCAACAACCACUAGUUCAUCAUUGACCUCGUCUGCUAUACCUUCAAUUUCUACAACUUCUGUUUCCAUUACAAGCACUCCUAGCUUGGGUACUUCUGGCCCAAGUAAUGUUUUCACAUCAAAUACCUUCAACACAACUGCGGUAAGUUCCUCUCCCCCAAAAACUAAUUUUGGAGUAUCUGGUAGUAGUUCAGGCGGUUUCAAAUUCAAUAACGGUAAUUCUUUACCUCCUUUUGGCAGUUCAUCUGCCAAUUCUGCAACAACUCAAGCAGGUACAACUUCAUCAAAUGUCUUUGGUAGUUCAUUAAAUGCUACGUUCUCUCCAAAGAGCGAAGUUGAAAAAACAGGAGUUCCUUCAGCAAACAAUGCAGGUUCUACUAUGUUUGGAAAUAACUUACUAUCCAAUAAAUCUUUAACAACCAAUUCGACAUUUGGCUCUGCAAAUGAUAAAAAUAUGAAUAGUUCUCUUGCAUCCUCUAGUACACCUAAUUUCACAUUCAAAACUAACCAAGGUGGAGUCGCCACCACUAACACCAGUGCAUCAACUGCUUCCAAUGUGUCAUUCAGCUCUACAGUACCUUCAUUUGGAACCAACGCCAAUAAUAUAUUCUCUCCAGGAAAAACCUCAGUUGUUCCUCCGUUUGGAGCUACUACAACUUCUUCAUCUCUCGGAUCAUCUAAUACUUUCACUUUUGGUAAAUCAAAUACAACUAGUCUGACUACACCCAGUUCUACGACUCCAUUAUUUAGUAACACCAAUACAGCUCCUUCUUCUACUACGACUACUUCUUUUGGUACAACAAAUACUCCUUUUGGUACAACAAAUUCUCCUUUCGGUACGACCAAUACCCCCAGUUUUGCUUCCUCCAAUACACCCAAUUUUGGAACCACUAAUACACUUAACUUUGGUACCACAAAUACAUCUAACUUUGGAACCACGAAUACCCCUAGUUUUGCUACCACUACUACUCCCAGUUUUGGCACCACUUCAAAUACCCCUAGUUUUGCUUCUACCACAAGCACCCCUAGUUUUGGCACUACAACAAAUACCCCUAGUUUUGCUUCUACCACAAGCACCCCUAGUUUUGGCACUACAACAAAUACCCCUAGUUUUGGUUCUUCAAGUGCACCUAGUUUUGGCACCACAAAUGUAUCCAGUUUCGGUAACACAAAUGCACCCAACUUCGGUACCACUACCUCAUCUGCGUUUGGUACUUCUAAUAAAACUAGUUUCAGUACUUCUAACACAUCUGCAUUUGGUUCUACCAAUACUCCCAAUUUUGGUACGUCCAAUGCUUCUCCUUUUGGUUCUUCAAAUACAUCCAAUUUUGCCGCUUCUAAAACGCCCGCUUUUGGUAAUAAUAAUACAUCUGCAUUUGGUGGCACAAGUACUCCAGCAUUUGGUACCACAAAUACACCAUCUUUUGGGACUACAAACCCACCAGCUUUUGGGACUACCAACACACCAGCUUUUGGUACGACAAAUGCUUCUGCUUUUGGUACAACUAACAAUACCCCUUCAGGAGCAAAUAAUACUUUCGGCGGUGCCAAUUCGGCAGCCCCAGGGAAUAAUCCCACGUUUGGAACUCCAACAUCUAAUAUGUUUGGUACCACAAAUACUCCCUCAUUUGGAAAUGCUACCACGACAUCAAAUUUUGGUACGUCGUUUUCAACAACUAAUACAAUAAGUCUUCCAGCAUUUGGUAAUCCUACAUCACCGUUUGGAAAUGUUGCAGCUAGUAAUGGUACUACAUUCAACUCUAACAAUAAUUCUUCACCUUUUGGUAAUGCAUCUGGUACGAAUUCAUUUGGCACCUUUAAUACCAAUAACACUCAAUUCACACCGGUGACCAAUGCCUCUUCAUUUGGAACAAACUCAAAUAAUAACUUUGGUAACUCCUCUGCAACAAAUGCAUUUGGUUCUAGUGCUACAAACAAUACAUUUGCUGCUUCCAAUCCAGCCAGCCCCUUUGGUACUAAUACUAAUAAUACUGCUGCAUCAAAUUCGUUUGCUACAAGCUUUGGAAAAAAGCCUGAGCAGUCAUCUAGUAUAUUCCCUGCUCAAUCGAACAAUAUGUUCAAUAGUAAUUCAACAUUUGGUUCAGUUCAGCCAAACAAUAGUGGGGGUAGUGGUGGAAGUUCUACCAGUGGUGUAUUCACCUUCGGUUCCUCAAAUAGCAAUCCAUCUUCAUCAGCAGGAGUUUUUACUUUUGGUACUACUGAGCCCCCUAAAUCUUUCAAUUUUAAUGCUGCAAGCACUCCGGGUAAUAUGUCUGCACCUUCAGCUAGCAACUUCAACUCCCCUGGUCCAUCUUUCCAACAGCAACCUACUGCAGUACCAAACAUGUUUAGUAUAGGCUCAGGAAACGCUGCUUCCACUUCUCAAGUUAGAGGUAGGCCACUUGUUAGAGCUAGGAGGCGCACUUGAGUAUAAUUUCUCAAUGAUUAUCACAUUGAGUUGUUAUUAUUAAGUUUUUGAUUUUAAUUAGUUUAAUGUGAGAAUUUUAAAAAUAUCUGUGAUUUAUUUAUGAAUGUUAGCCAAAUCUAGUUGAAAAUAAUGAAAUUUUAGUGUCUAAUAAUUGUAAAAAAAAUUGAAGAUUUAUACGCGUCUUAUUGAGAAAAUAAAAUUUAUUUGUUACAUUGCAUAGUGUUUGGUAUUGAAGAAAGUCCUGUUGGAUAAAUAAGUUGACUGCUCUUCAAUUUUUUGGGUAAUAAUUUAAAAUUCUCACUCAAAAUCUAUGUAAGUAAAUUAAUGAUAUUCUGAAUUUGACGCUUCUAGAAGGUAUUAAUGUAGUUAACUGUUAUACUGAUGUACUAUUUUACAUACUACUUUAUACUAUAUUUAUGUAUAUGCUAUGUGGGUAUGGGCUUCAAACAAUAUUUUAGAUAUAUUUUUUAUAUACAAAUUUGAUUGUGAUAUAUGUAUAUGUGUAGUUCAUUUCUCUCACAUGGUAUUCAAAUGUUCUAUUUUCCACAACGAAAAAAAGUUUGACUUACUUUCAGAAUAUCAUUUGAUAGAAUCUAGUCUUAUUGAGCUCAUGCCCAUUAUGCAUUUUUUUAGAAGAGAUUUUCUUGAAUAAUUGUUUGGUGUGAAAUAAUCUGGUGGAAUGAGUAUUUUGUUCGAAACGAAUAAAUGAUUGUAUAUUUGACUUUA
Harmonia axyridis is the source of this 5431-nucleotide messenger RNA. Its product is annotated as nuclear pore complex protein DDB_G0274915-like. NCBI's taxonomy places the organism in Eukaryota, Metazoa, Arthropoda, Insecta, Coleoptera, Coccinellidae. The transcript is spliced from 6 exons. The coding region runs from base 146 to 4705 and encodes 1519 amino acids. The record is from RefSeq and is a predicted model, not a curated record.